Messenger RNA from Mus pahari (shrew mouse), 636 nucleotides. It is a transcript of the gene Cldn34, whose product is annotated as claudin 34. Lineage: Eukaryota; Metazoa; Chordata; Mammalia; Rodentia; Muridae. Bases 1 to 636 code for a protein of 211 amino acids. Gene Ontology annotation, biological process: bicellular tight junction assembly; cell adhesion. The transcript has a single exon. The record is from RefSeq and is a predicted model, not a curated record. Gene Ontology annotation, cellular component: bicellular tight junction; plasma membrane. Gene Ontology annotation, molecular function: structural molecule activity.
AUGAUAUUGUUCAACAAUGGUUCCAGUCGCCAGAUAGGAGGUUUUGCUCUGUCUACCUUGGGAUGGAUUCUUUGCAUCACCUCCAUGGGCCUCCCACAGUGGCGCGUGUGGUACGCGAAGGAACCUAUGAUCUCUUAUCCUAGUAUGGCCUUUGUUGGAGUGUGGAAAGCCUGCAUCUACCACUAUGACAACGUCAGCAAUAUUAGAAUGUGUUACCAUUACAGCUACCAUGACACCUUCAUUCCUUUGGAUAUUCGUGUUUCUCAGCACCUGAUGUUGACUUCCAGCCUUUUCUUGCUGAUUGCAAAAUUGGCCAUUGUUUAUGCUCUUAGAAAUGUGUACACAGGAAGACAAGAGAAGAGUGUGACCUACAAUGCCUUUGGCCUUUCAGCAAUUCUGAACAUCAUUGGCAGUAGCUUUGUCUUCCUUGCUGUCUUGUGCAGUUAUUUCUCCAUCAUAAACAAGGAGGGGAUUGCUUUUCCACCAUCUUUCCAUAUGCCCUUUUACCCACAUACUCAGCAGGUUGGCAUUGCUAUGGUAAUGGCGUCUCUAGCAGCCAUCCUGUUCUUGUGUAGUGGUGUGAUUUUCAUCCCUUACUCAUUUCCCUUAAACAUACGAGUCCUUUCUAAUAUCUGA